CUUUACCUUCCAUUUUUCUACCCUCUCUUGAUAUCCCUUUUUCCCCACAGGAAGUAUAAUCCAAGUUCUUGAUCCUUUUUCUUUCAUAUAUUCCCCCUUUUCAUCCUUAUGUGAAAGAAAGAUGCUAUGAUUAUCAAACAACCCUAAAGUUUUUUAAUUCAAAACUUGUUUUAUAUAUACACUGAUUUCCGUAUGUAUAUGUUUAUAUAUUGAGGUAGGUGUGUGUGUAUAUACUUGUAAUAUAAUCAAGAAAAUUUUUCAGGGAGCAACUGAAAUCAAGAACUCUACUAUUAUAACAGAUGCAGCAACAAAAUAGUACUGCUGAUGCAUAUAUGGGAGGAGGAGUUGGCGGGGGAUCCACUUUGACUUUCCCUGAAGUAUCCCAAACCCUGCCAUGGAGUCUCCCUCCGGUUCACAACUUCAACCCGGUCCACUUCUCAACCCGUGACCAUGAUCCAUUUCUUAUCCAUCCGGCACCGUCAGUACCCUAUGGUGGUUUACUGAGAAGGCCUCCGGGUUUGCAAUUCGGGUACGAGGGUCCAUCAACAGACCACUUAAGACUCAUUUCAGACUCCCUUGGGCAGGUGGUGCAUGCCGGCUCCGCCAGCCCUUUUGGCCUUCAGGCGGAGCUGCAGAAAAUGACUGCUCAAGAAAUCAUGGAUGCUAAGGCACUCGCCGCCUCGAAAAGCCACAGUGAAGCUGAGAGAAGACGCAGAGAGAGAAUCAAUAACCAUCUUGCUAAGCUGAGAAGCUUACUCCCAAGUACCGCCAAAACGGAUAAAGCUUCACUGCUAGCAGAAGUAAUCCUGCAUGUGAAGGAGCUGAAGCGCCAAACUUCUAUAAUAGCAGAAACAAGGCCAUUCCCAACUGAGGUCGAUGAGUUAAUAGUGGAUGAUGCAUCGGAUGAAGAUGGUACAUUUGUUAUCAAAGCUUCAAUCUGCUGUGAAGACAGACCUGAUCUUUUGCCUGAUCUUAUCAAGACCCUAAAAGCACUAAGGUUAAGAACUCUCAAAGCUGAAAUUACAACACUUGGAGGGCGCGUGAAGAAUGUUUUGUUCAUGACUGGGGAAGAAGAUGAGCCGGCACAACAGCAACAUUACUGUUUAAGCUCAAUACAAGAAGCCCUUAAAGCAGUUAUGGAGAAAUCUAAUGGAGAUGAAUCUGGUUCAGGGAAUGUUAAGAGACAAAAAACCAAUAUCACUAUAUAUCCUUGAAUACAGGAGGUCACAUUAAGAUAUAGUUACAUGCUAUAAAUUAAACCUUAAUUUAGUUCUC
Olea europaea var. sylvestris is the source of this 1275-nucleotide messenger RNA. RefSeq names its product transcription factor bHLH30-like. Gene Ontology annotation, molecular function: DNA-binding transcription factor activity; protein dimerization activity. The record is from RefSeq and is a predicted model, not a curated record. NCBI's taxonomy places the organism in Eukaryota, Viridiplantae, Streptophyta, Magnoliopsida, Lamiales, Oleaceae. Gene Ontology annotation, biological process: regulation of DNA-templated transcription. The coding region runs from base 300 to 1214 and encodes 304 amino acids. The transcript has 2 exons.